Molecule: messenger RNA, 3000 nt
Organism: Saccharomyces paradoxus
Lineage: Eukaryota; Fungi; Ascomycota; Saccharomycetes; Saccharomycetales; Saccharomycetaceae
Gene: PHM7
Product: Phm7p
Exons: 1
Coding region: 1-3000 (999 amino acids)
Cellular component (GO): plasma membrane
Molecular function (GO): calcium-activated cation channel activity
Source: RefSeq, a predicted model, not a curated record
AUGGCUGAAAGUGACGACAAAAGUUCUUCGACUUCAGCGUUCGUUACAACACUGAUUGUCUACGGAAUCACCGCUCUCGUAUUUGUGUGGCUAUUCUUGCUAUUACGGCCCAAGAAUAGAAGAGUAUACGAGCCACGGUCUCUUAAGGACAUCCAGACCAUCCCGGAGGAAGAGAGAACAGAACCGGUUCCCGAAGGCUACUUUGGGUGGGUUGGAUACCUACUCUCCAAACCGCACUCUUUCCUCAUCCAGCACACAAGCGUGGACGGGUAUUUUCUGCUAAGGUAUAUUGGUAUUGUGGGCUCACUUUCGUUUGUGGGUUGUUUGAUGCUUCUACCGAUCUUGCUGCCUGUGAAUGCGACGAAUGGUAACAACCUUGGAGGCUUUGAGCUGCUAUCAUUCGCGAAUGUUACUAACAAAAAUAGGUUUUACGCGCAUGUUUUCCUCUCGUGGAUCUUCUUUGGCCUGUUCACCUAUAUCAUCUACAAGGAGCUAUAUUAUUACGUCGUAUUUAGACACGCUAUGCAGACAACUCCACUCUAUGACGGGUUGUUAUCUUCUAGGACGGUAAUCGUCACAGAAUUGCACAAGGACAUUGCUCAAGAAGGGGAGAUGCAGAUGCGUUUUCCCAAGGCGUCCAAUGUGGCCUUCGCCUAUGAUUUCUCAGACUUGCAGGAAUUGUGUAAAGAAAGAGCUAAGAACGCAGCCAAGUAUGAAGCUGCUUUGAAUAAGGUCCUGAACAAGUGCGUGAAAAUGACACGAAACAAGACCCAGGAGCAACUCGACAAGUUGUACAACAACGGUACUAAGCCCAAGGACGAUUUGGAGACAUACGUUCCCCAUAAAAAGCGCCCUAAACAUCGCUUGGGAAAAUUGCCGCUUUGUCUAGGCGGCAAGAAAGUCAAUACGCUGUCUUAUUCCAGUAAGAGGAUUGGUGAACUCAACGAAGAGAUUCAUGAAAAACAGGCCGAUUGGGCCAAUAACGAUAGGAAACCCGCCUGUUUCAUUCAGUUCGAGUCUCAAUUGGAAGCGCAAAGAUGCUAUCAAUCUGUAGAAGCAAUCUUGGGUAAAAAAAAUUUUGGUAAGCGUCUCAUUGGUUACUCACCUGAAGAUAUUAAUUGGGGCACCAUGCGUCUCAGUUCAAAGGAGAGGCAUUCCAGGAGAGCUGUGGCAAACACAAUCAUGGUCUUAUUGAUCAUCUUUUGGGCCAUCCCCGUUGCUGUAGUCGGUAUCAUCUCCAACGUCAAUUUCCUUACCGAUAAAGUUCCUUUCUUACGUUUCAUUGAUAAUAUGCCCGACUUUUUGAUGGGUGUCAUUACUGGUUUGCUACCUACUAUCGCGUUGGUCGUCUUAAUGUCCUUAGUGCCACCUUUUAUUAUAAAACUGGGGAAAAUGAGUGGUUGUAUCACUGAGCAGGAAACGGAUCUCUACUCUCAAGCCUGGUAUUAUGCGUUCACAGUGAUUCAAGUCUUCUUAGUUGUCACAGCUACUUCCUCUGCAUCUUCCACUGUCGAUUCGAUUAUAGACAGACCAAGUUCAGCCAUGACACUACUGGCAAAUAACUUGCCCAAGGCAUCCAACUUCUAUAUCAUGUACUUCCUACUGAAAGGUUUAACUGGCCCUACAUGGACAGUCUUACAGGCGGUCAACCUACUGCUAAGUAAAGUCCUAGGCAGACUCUUAGAUUCAACCCCAAGGCAAAAAUGGAACCGCUAUAAUACGUUGGCUACGCCGCGCAUGGGCAUUGUUUAUCCAGGAAUUGAAAUUUUGGUUUGCAUUUAUAUCUGUUAUUCAAUCAUCGCUCCUAUACUGUUGUUUUUCAGUACUGUAAUGCUGACCCUACUUUAUGUCGCCUAUUUGUACAAUUUGAACUACGUGUUUGGCUUUUCAUUCGAUUUAAAGGGGCGCAACUAUCCAAGAGCACUUUUCCAGAUUUUUGUAGGAAUUUAUUUGAGUGAGGUAUGCCUGCUUGGACUUUUCAUCAUGGCAAAAACCUGGGGUCCUUUGGUCCUGGAAGUGUUUUGGAUCGUGGUCACUGCCCUAGCUCAUAUAUAUAUGAAAAGGAAGUUCAUGCCGCUGUUCGAUGCAGUUCCUUUAAGUGCCAUCAGACAUGCAAGGGGUGAACCCGGUUAUUCUUAUCCCACUUCAGACUUGGGUGCCCAGGAAAUCAGGGACAUUGCAGAUGAAAUGAAGGGCAAAUACGAAAACGACAAUACACAUGGGAUUUUAACGCCCGUUACUAAGGACGAUUUGAAAAAGGCUAAUUUAAUUCCCGAUAACGAUGGCAGUUCGGAGAACAGUGCUCCAAGUAAUCCAUUUGAGUCCGGUUCUGAACAUGCUUCCCUCUCUGGAUCAAACGCAGAGGGUGACUCGAUCAAAAAAUUAAAUGAUACAGUUAUUAAAAAGUCAAGCACUCUCUCCUCUUCUAGCAAAGGUAACAACGGUACUGGUAAUGAAUCUACUUUUGUUCCAGAGGGUGAAAAAUUCCGCAAGUUUCACUACAGCGAUGUUGAGGCAUUAAGAAAUAAGCGUCCCUAUGAUGAGGAUGAUCACAGUCAACAUGGACCUGAAGGUGCCGUGCCAGUGAACGCUGACGCGGGAGUUAUUUACAGUGAUCCAGCAGCUAUGAUGAAAGAGCCUCAGGCUUUCCCCCCGGAUGUCUUAGAAACUAAUACAUGGACGAAAAGAGUUCUACAAUUCUUUAAUCCGAGAAAAUCGUAUCCAUUUGACAAUGUCAGAAUGAGAUUCCCGCUUGUUUUCAACACUAGUAUUGAUUACGAUGAAGAAUACUUGAACUCUGCCUAUACUGAUCCCUGUGUCAGGGAAAAAGAUCCUAUUGUGUGGUGCUGUAAAGAUCCAUUAGGUGUUUCUAAACAGCAAAUCCAAGAGGCAAGGUCAAAUGGUUUGGAUGUAAGAGAUGAUUUCACAAGAUACGAUGAAAAAGGUGAAGUCAUAUUCACUUACAGCCCUCCUGAUUAUGAACCUGAAGCUAAAAAAUGA